Messenger RNA from Tuber melanosporum (Perigord truffle), 1423 nucleotides. RefSeq lists its product as uncharacterized. NCBI's taxonomy places the organism in Eukaryota, Fungi, Ascomycota, Pezizomycetes, Pezizales, Tuberaceae. The coding region runs from base 467 to 1423 and encodes 318 amino acids. The record is from RefSeq and is a predicted model, not a curated record. The transcript has 2 exons.
AUUUUCUUCAACGACUAUAAAUUGAUACCUCUUUUUCCAUUCUUUGAUCGGUCGUUUAGCUUCCCCGCUUGCUGAGAUGGUGGUGGAUAUGAUGUUUUCCAUGGGUAACAGCGGGGAACGGUGCCAUGUAGGUGCUAGAAAGUUUGGAGGUGAGGAUGAUGGGUUUGGUCAUGCCCUCACGGGCGAACACGAUCUCCAUGAAACGAUCGCAGCGGCUUAUCGCCGUAUGUCUCGGGACGAACUCUGUCUCCUCCUCUCGCUACGCUCCCUUCCAACAUGCGGCGAACUCGUCGAGCUCGCAUUCAGACUAGCAGUGCACGAGCUAUCCCACCGCACUGACCUCUCUUUACAACGACACCAUACCCCCCGCUUUACACCCCCGCUCUCGACCUCAUCCUCCUUCUCCGAACACCCUAACCAGAUCAACAAUACUGAUAACAGUAGCAAUGGCGAUCGUGACGUUGAUAUGGACGCCCACAAGCCUAGCAAUAUCUCGCUGCACAUUGAUACCCCUUCUCCACGAAAUACUAAUCUUCCUGUGCUCCCGCCCGAGCUGUGGGCGGAUAUAUUCGAAACAUUGAACGAUUGGGAAUUGUCUACUGCAUUAGGAAUCCGUACGAAGCUUCGGCGAAGCGUUGAUUGGGCUGUGAACGGGAGGAGAUUGGAUUAUACAAUUCUCUCUGGGUCGGUGGAACACGUCACCCGCUUUCUAGAGGUCUACCCGGCUGAGAAGUUUACAAAGUUUGGGGCAAAAUGUAUGUUACGCUUCGCAUACACUGAUCUCCUCACCUUUUUCUGGACAAACUACCGCCACGACUUUCUAAGAGUCUACUCCGAGCCGUCCCUCAAAAUUCCUACUCUCGCAUCUCACUACGGCCAGCCAAAGGUCCUCACCUGGUGGCUCGAAGCCUCAUCCCCUGACCUCCCCAACUCGUUUCCGAGAGAAUAUGAUGAGGAACCCCUUAACGAUGCAUCAAGGGAAGGUCACAUCCACGUUCUCCAAUGGUGGAAAUCUUCAGGCCUUCCUCUCCGCUACGGUCUAGUAAUGGACGUCGCCUCCUCUUUUGGCCACCUCGCUGUUCUUGAAUGGUGGAAAAACAGCGGUCUCACGCUAAACUACCUUCACGCGCUCAAGGGAGCUUCCUACCGAGGUGAAGUCGAAGUCCUAGAAUGGUGGAAGAAGAGCGGCCUCAGACUAGUUUACGACAAAGAGGUUCUUGUUGAUGCCACAAAGUUCAACCGUCCUGAUGUCCUUCAAUGGUGGAGCAGUUCUGGCCUUAGAGUCGAAUAUUGCGUAUGCGAUAUAGAAGCUGCGCUUGAGGACGCCAUCGGUGGCGGAAAGGAGGCGAGAGAUUGGUGGGUGCGUAGAGGGUUUAGAUUUGAUGUUCCGGUUACGGAGUGGAUGGAAUAUAAGACGCUUUGA